Camellia sinensis is the source of this 1147-nucleotide messenger RNA. It is a transcript of the gene FLA13, whose product is annotated as FASCICLIN-like arabinogalactan protein 13 precursor. The record is from RefSeq and is a predicted model, not a curated record. Gene Ontology annotation, biological process: plant-type secondary cell wall biogenesis. Lineage: Eukaryota; Viridiplantae; Streptophyta; Magnoliopsida; Ericales; Theaceae. Gene Ontology annotation, cellular component: plasma membrane.
AUGGUUCGUUUUAAUUUCUUGUAAUCUCUAUCCUUUCUAGGAAAUAUCCAAUUGUCUUGAUUCAAAUCUGUAGCCAGCUCAUUCCAACAAGUCGCAUCCUCCUACCCCUACUACAUCCAAAACUCAUAAAACCCCCUCACAACACUCCAACCCCACACCACACCACACCACACCACACCACCGCAACUCACCACCAUGGCCUCCACACCUCUCUUCUCCAUCAUCCUCUCUCUCACCUCCCUUCUCUUCCUCCUCCUCACCCCCCACAUCCAAGCCCAAUCCCCCUCAGCUCCAUCCCCCUCCCCCUCCGGCCCAAUCAACAUCACCGAUAUCCUCGUCAAAGGUGGCCAAUACAACAUCUUAAUUCGCUUCCUAACAUCAACCCAAGUCGUCAACCAAAUCAACAACCAAGUCAACAACUCCAACGACGGCAUGACCGUCUUCGCCCCCACCGACAACGCCUUCUCUAACCUCCCCUCCGGUACACUCAACAACCUCUCCACCCAACAACAAGUCCAGCUAGUCCUAUACCACGUGUUGUCUAAGUACUACAGCUUAGCCGACCUUUUAACCGUCAGUAACCCGGUUCGAACCCUAGCAUCCGGCCAAGAUGGUGGUGUUUUCGGGCUUGACUUUUCCGGUGCGGGCAGCCAGGUCAAUGUCUCCACUGGCAUUGUCGAGACUAUAGUCAACACUGCUUUGCGUUCUAAUUUUCCAUUGGCGGUUUAUUCGUUGGAUAAAGUUUUGUUGCCUAAGGAAUUCUAUGAAGCUAAGGCUCCGGCACCGGCUCCGACUACCAACGUCACUUCCAGCAGCUCAAACUCAACAAAAUCAGCGGCCUCUCCGCCUUCUCCGGCGAGCGGCUCAGGACGGUUACAAAUGGGGGUGGGUUUGGUUGCUUCGAUUGUGUUGUUUUGCAUGGGAUUAUUUUGAUGAGGAAAGCUGAUUUUUUUUUUUUUGGGUGGAAAAUGAUGGUAUGAGUUGGUGUUUGAGGUAUAGCAUUGAUACCUUGCCACAUUAAAGCUGUUUGUACUUCUUUGUUUUGAUUCUCUUCUCGUUUUCUGUUUUUUUUUUUUUUUUUGGCUAUGCCUGCAUUGUUUGAUUGUUUUUGUUAGUAAAUAAUGCAAUAAUAUUUACUGUAUAUUUA